GAUGGGUUCAAGCUAUAAAACCUACGAUGAAGAAUUUUGUCAAGGUUGGUUUUUAAGAACUUCCAAGAUUACUUCCUCGUCUAAUCUCACAAAUCAAAAUCAUUCUGAAUAUUUUGAAUCAGUAUUUAUCUCUAUAUUUUUCUUAGGACAGGGUCUUGAUCCCAUCUUUUUUAUUUAUUUAUUUGAAAAACUUAUCUAUCUGUUUUUGAAAAACAUCAAGACUUCAAGAAAAAAUGUUAUCAUUCGCUAUGAGUACCACUACGCUACGACGUCAAGUUUUAUUUUUUAUUUUGGUUGGUAUGAUUGUUAAUCAGGUAUUGGCAGUAGGACAUCAAACUUCUCACUCCACAAUCAGGCGAGCAGUUCAAGAAAAAAAACGUCAUAGAGCUUCUCAUCAUUCAUCUCGAAAGUUCCACAAUCAAAAGAAAGCUAAUUCUUAUGUCUCGACAUCAAACAGAUCUCAACGGUAUACUUCAGACUCGGAUGCCAAUGACUCAUCAUACGUGACCUCCUCGGGCAACUUGACGUCCUCAGGUAACUUGACAUCCUCGGCGAACUCGACGUCUUCGGCUGACUGGACAUCCUCGGACAACUUGACUUCGAAUUCCAAUAUCACCUCAGAUGAUAAUUCUACUCCCAACGAAAGUGAUGGUUACAAGCCGAAGAAGACCAAUCGUACUACGAUCUCACUAGUCUCCUCAGGUUAUGUUUCCACCUCGGAUGGGAACCAAACCACCAGUGAUUCUGGUAACAACAACACCAAUGCUACUUCUUCUAGUGCUACAAACCAGACCACCACUGGAACCACUUCGAGUUCACUCACUGGAGUAUUUUCCUCAAGUUCUAUGAAACAGAAUGAUUUAUUCUUAGGGUUUUUACCUGAUGAUGGUUCAUCAGGAGGUGAUCGUCAAACAAUGGAACAAAUCAAUUCAGCCCUAAGUUCCAAAUCUUCUGGUUAUGGUUGGUAUUCUCAACUAUCCGCUGGGAAAACGUAUGAUGGCUCUCAACUCUUGGCCGUCAUGGAUGAUGUGAAAGCUUGUAAUUGUGUGUUUCAACCUGCAGUAAUGCCUACUUCUGGUUGGAGUGGGCUUACAAGUGAUGAUAACAGUCAAGCUGUAGCUAUUGCUCAAGUGAUGAAGAAGUUUACUGAUGAAGGGAUACCUGUUUGGUUAAGAUUUGCUCAUGAAGUCAACUAUUAUCAAACAGAUGGAACUUACCAAGGAACAUCAGAAGAUUUCAAAAAAGGUUGGGCAGCCGUCUCAGCCGCCAUAAAGUCAAUUGCACCAGAUGUAAAGAUGUGGUGGACACCAAAUGUGGCAUCAGCAGAUGAAUAUGUAAAAUAUGAACCUUAUGAUCUUUCAACAGUUGAUUUAGUUGGUAUAGAUUUUUAUCCUAAAAAACUUACUGGGUCUGAUUUUAUUGAUACCAUGAAAGCUUUUCAUGAUAAGUAUGCAGUAGAUGGUAGAAUGUUUGCGAUUGGUGAAACUGGUCUCGGAUAUGCAGGUUCAGUUGAUGAAAAGUUUAAAUGGUUAUCAGAAAUCGCAGCAGCUAAAAGUUCAAUGCCUCAAUUUAUUACCAUGUCAUGGUUUAACUUUCAUAAAGAAUGGAAUUAUAGAACUGUAGGAGAAAGUGAUCUUAAUUCAAAGUUUACUUCUUUUCUUGCUUCUUAAAGCAUUUCUUUUUUUUCAUUUACAAUGUACAUAGCAGAAUCUCUCUGAUUUUCUUUAUGGUUCAAAUAUUUUUAUUUUCGUUUUGUUUUGUACAUAUUGCAACUUUCUUUUUCGUAUUUCUAAUCUUUGAAAGAUAUCUGUACAUAUUUUUGGAUCAUGAUUUUGAACCUUUUAGUAUCUACACAUCCUUAUCUGUGUACUAUAUAGCCAAGUCUCUCAAUGUAUUUUCAAACUGACAGUAUCAUUCCUUCAAAAGAAUUGUAUGCACUCUAUCAUAACUCUUUGUGUUUGUACAUAUAAAUCUCUUUCAUUUCUAUCCUUUGCGAAGAUGACUGUACAAUUCUAUUGACAAUGUACACUUAAACUGAUUUUUUCACGCAUGUGCUUCCCUAUAAACUUUGAACUUGAAGUUGUUCUUGAUAUGCCAUUCAAUGUUCUUGGGAUGUCUUAGUUAAUAUGUACCGACAACCUAAAAAUCAGUCUUCUUGGUCUUAUGACUUUCAGAACACCGUUCUAACACGAAGAAAUGUUUCAUCUCAAACCCGCUUCACUACCGC
Molecule: messenger RNA, 2227 nt
Organism: Melampsora larici-populina 98AG31
Lineage: Eukaryota; Fungi; Basidiomycota; Pucciniomycetes; Pucciniales; Melampsoraceae
Product: family 26 glycoside hydrolase
Exons: 8
Coding region: 234-1670 (478 amino acids)
Biological process (GO): substituted mannan metabolic process
Molecular function (GO): mannan endo-1,4-beta-mannosidase activity
Source: RefSeq, a predicted model, not a curated record